GAGUUACGGCAACACUAUUUCCGAACGCAAAUAGAACAUCAAUAAUUCCUCAAUAUAAAUUUUGUAUCACAUUUCUACGCUACAUAGCAUAUGGCAACACCACAUAUGUUGCUAUUUAUUUCGUUUUGGUUUACAUUUUUGAGCGAAUCAAGUCCGUAAUUUAAAAACAAGUGUUAUCAUAUGAACUAAAAAUUAUAAGAAUGCAAGAUUUUGAAGCAAAACGCAAUGCUUUAUUUGCAUGCCUUGAUAAUGCAAGUAAAGAGUUAUCUGGAACAGCUUUGGAUCAAAGCCAGUCUGCAAACCCUACAUUAGGUCUUGUGUACCGCCGCGGCAUAUCAAAGAAGUGCAGGAGUCUAAUGUCUCCUGAUAAAAGUCUAUCGCGAAUGCGUGGAAAAGAAAGCAUAUUUAAGAAACCUGAGAUGCCGCUAUCAAAAUGUUUGAAGCCUCGUAGAGUACCAGAUUAUAAGGUUAAUCCACAGAAGUGGACAAAAUAUUCACUAGCCGAUGUGGAUAUUUCGGAUCAUACAAAUACAGCCGCAGCAUUUCAAUUCUUAAAAGAAAUGGAUGAACAACUUGAAGAACGAGAAGGAAAAGAUGGCACUUCACUCGAAACAAAUAGCAGAAUUGAAUUCAAAAAGUCUAGCAAAUUAAGAAAACAGAUAAGAGAUAAAGAAGAGGACGAGGUUAAAGAUGCUGAGGUGGACAAACCAAGAUUAAAAGGGUCAAGAGUAGUUAUGCCGGAAUAUGUUGUUGGACAGCAAAGAGAUACAAAGAAGAAAAAACUUGUAAAGUCCGUUGAAAAUCAAAUUCGAGCUGCAGGCACGUUAAGGCUACAGCACUUGCAAGAAGACGACGAAGAUACUGAAGAGAGUUAAAUUAUAACGCAAAUCAUCAUAGUUUAUACUAUAUUAGAAAUAGUAAACAAGAAAAAACGUUAACUUCGGUUGCACCGAAGCUACAAUACCCGUCACAAAUAGAAAGGCUCCUUACAAAAACUUGACUCCGAUCGUUCAAUUUGUAUGAAGAUACCUAGUCAAAUGAAAAAGUUUUCCAUGCAAGCUUUUUACUCUGAUCUUUUAGUUAAUAUGGCAGCUAUAUGCUAUAGUCAUCCGAUCUAUAUCUAUAUAUGUAUAUAGGCAGACGGACAUGGCUAAGUCAACUCAGCUCAUGCUGAUCAUUUAUGUAUAUAUUUUAUAGGGUCUCGGACAUUUCAUUCUGGGUGUUACAAAUUUCGUGGCAAACUUAAUAUACCCUGUUCAGGGUAUACAAAUUGUGGAACACGUGAAGCAUAUACUGCUCUAUGUAAAACUAAUCAGCAAUAAUAUUUAAACGGGCUAACCUUAGACGGAUGAAUGAAUUUUAGAUGCAGAGAAUGUAAUUUGACAUAUUGUCUUAAAAAGUUUCAAAGGCAUACAUUCAAUAAGUCAAUUAUUUCGUAAUAAAAUUAUUUGUUAAUUGAUCAUUUGUUUUAUAGACUAAUAAAAGAGAAUGUAGAUUAUAUAUAAUCUUCGUGAACAAGUACCAUUUGAGAGUUGUCAGCACUGGGAAAAUUUCUUCGUGAACAGCUGGUUUAAUGAAAUGACAGCUGUUUGUGUAUAUUAAAUUUAAUACAGGAACUCUAAUAAACACUGAAAUUUGGACAGUUUUUAAAAGAAAAAUAAUAAACAAGUAAACCGACUAAGUUUCAAGUUAGAACUUAUUUGAAACUGAAAGUAGAGAAUGGUUUGCGCACUAGGUAUUGAAGGAAGUGCAAAUAAAAUUGGUGUUGGCAUUAUACGUGAUGGAGAAGUUUUAGCCAAUGUGCGGCGUACCUAUGUGACACCGCCUGGAGAAGGAUUUUUACCCAAAGAAACUGCUGCGCACCAUAAAGAUGUCAUUCAUCAACUUAUAAAACAAGCUCUGAAAGAAUCAAAACUUCUCCCAAAUGAUUUGGAUGUCAUAUGUUAUACUAAAGGUCCCGGCAUGGCGCCUCCCCUUUUGAUCGGUGCAAUAGUGGCACGAACACUGUCGUUAUUGUGGGAGAAACCGCUUUUGGGAGUAAACCAUUGUAUUGGUCACAUAGAAAUGGGACGUCUAAUAACAGGCGCCUUGAACCCGAUUGUGCUCUAUGUGAGUGGAGGCAAUACACAAGUUAUUGCAUAUUCUAAUAAACGUUAUCGUAUUUUUGGUGAAACGAUAGAUAUUGCCGUUGGCAAUUGUCUUGACAGAUUUGCGCGGAUUAUUAAGCUAUCUAAUGAUCCUAGCCCGGGUUAUAAUAUCGAACAGUUAGCUAAGAGUGGACAAAACUAUAUCAAACUUCCAUAUGUUGUCAAAGGCAUGGAUGUAAGCUUUUCAGGUAUUCUUUCACACAUUGAAGACCUUGCCGAUCCUAGCAAAAGACGCAAUAAACGUAAGAAGGGCGUAAUAACUGCCGAAGAGUCAGAGUAUACGAAGGAAGAUCUUUGCUAUUCAUUACAAGAAACUAUUUUUGCAAUGCUGGUAGAAAUUACGGAACGCGCAAUGGCACACUGCGAAUCGAAUGAGGUGCUGAUUGUGGGUGGCGUGGGAUGUAAUGAGCGUCUGCAAGAAAUGAUGCGCAUUAUGUGCGAGGAGCGUGGUGGGAAGCUAUUUGCUAUUGACGAGCGUUAUUGUAUUGACAAUGGAUUGAUGAUUGCACAUGCGGGCGCUGAAAUGUUUCAUUCUGGCACUCGCAUGCCUUUCGAAGAAUCAUCCGUAACGCAACGUUAUCGUACAGAUGAAGUGCUGGUUACAUGGCGGGAUGAUUAACAUAAAUAUACGUUAUAUACAUAUGUAUGUAUAUACAAUUUGUAAAAGUGAGAAGCAAAAUUUGAAAAAAAAGUUCUUUAACUUAAAUUUUCCCGAAAAAUAAAUAUUUCUGUUACAAUUUAUUAUAGUACUACUUUUGAUAACUAUAACAUUGUUAAAUUGAAGAAUUGUAAUAUAUUAUAAAGGUUUAUUUUAUUCA
Molecule: messenger RNA, 2965 nt
Organism: Bactrocera oleae (olive fruit fly)
Lineage: Eukaryota; Metazoa; Arthropoda; Insecta; Diptera; Tephritidae
Source: RefSeq, a predicted model, not a curated record